Molecule: messenger RNA, 979 nt
Organism: Contarinia nasturtii (swede midge)
Lineage: Eukaryota; Metazoa; Arthropoda; Insecta; Diptera; Cecidomyiidae
Product: ecdysteroid-regulated 16 kDa protein-like
Exons: 4
Coding region: 297-788 (163 amino acids)
Biological process (GO): intracellular cholesterol transport
Molecular function (GO): sterol binding
Source: RefSeq, a predicted model, not a curated record
AUUUGUUUUACUUCACUCAGUGCAAAUCAUUUAAAGCGUUAACAUCUGUUUAACAUCGCUCGACUAAUUUAUGUUAAUCAGGCUUUUGCUGUUGUUCAAUAGCUGUUGCGAAUACAAAUUGUGAUACCAUUCUUUUUUGGGCUUUUAACAAGGUAGUUUUUGGAUAUAAAUACAUUUUAUCGCUUGACAGUGAGCCAGUGCGAAAAUUGUCUUCGAGUUGAAAUUUGUGGACCGAAAAAAAUCAUAGUUGGUCAACAUAAGGAAAACCGGAACACAGGUGAAAAAAAGAUAGCAACAUGAAUGUUCAAUUUAUAACUGCAGUGUUGAUUUCAUUUUUUGUGAUCAUAUUGAGCACCGAAGCGACCGUUGUAAGAAAGUGUCAAGGUAAUAACUAUAAACAAUUAAGUGACGUCGAUGUGACCAUUUCAAAUUGUAAAAAAGGACGCUGUCGACUGCGAAAAAAUACAAAAGUUUCGAUUCAAAUGAACAUACAACCAGAUCACGAUGUGAAAAAACUAAGGACUAGCGUGAGCGCAGUUAUUUUGGGUGUUCCAUUGCCAUUUAUUGGUGUUGACGGAACAAGUGCAUGUAAUAAUUUAUAUGAAGAAGAUGGUGUUACAAAAACUCAAUGCCCAUUGAAGGCCGGACAAAAAUACGUGUACAAAAAUGCAUUCGAUGUGUUGCCCGUUUAUCCAACAAUAGCUGCUUUAGACGUACAUUGGGCGCUAACUGAGAGUGACAACAAAGACUUAGUAUGCUUUGAAAUACCGGCCAAAAUUACCACUUAAGUGUGACCUUUGUAUUAUUUUAUUUAAGCAUCAUUUGUACGUCGUGGUUUUGUUCAUUUUUCACAGUAGCAUUUUUGCUGUCCCGAAUUGAAUUCUGAAAAUAAAAGUAAUAAACACAUGGGUCGAUUAUUGAAAUAAUCGUUAUUUUUACUUCACCAAGAAUAUAAAUACCUAUAGUUCCAUAAAUGUCA